Messenger RNA from Anguilla anguilla (European eel), 4965 nucleotides. It is a transcript of the gene phkb, whose product is annotated as phosphorylase kinase, beta. Gene Ontology annotation, cellular component: phosphorylase kinase complex. Gene Ontology annotation, biological process: glycogen metabolic process. Gene Ontology annotation, molecular function: calmodulin binding. The record is from RefSeq and is a predicted model, not a curated record. The coding region runs from base 708 to 3965 and encodes 1085 amino acids. NCBI's taxonomy places the organism in Eukaryota, Metazoa, Chordata, Actinopteri, Anguilliformes, Anguillidae. The transcript is spliced from 32 exons.
UAUACUGUCGCAUCGUCUCUCCCGUUUUUAAACACGUGUGGCGACUGGUUUGCUGCAGGUUCUUGUUUGGAGUGCAUGUUUCACAAAUGUAUCUAAAUCCACGUGAAGCCGAAGAGAUUAGCAAACCUCGCGCUUCCGUUCUCGCUAGCUUAGCACAUUGGCUCUUAUGUUCGUGAUAUAUGGAACGUUAGUGUGUAAACUGUAAUAACACUCCUGCUGUUUCUCAUUAUAUCUACUGGCAUACUUAAUAUGGCACUGCCAGGACAAUACUAUUUUAAGUCCUCUGUUGGUCUUGCUUAACUGCCCACCAAGAUGGUGAAAAACUGUUUGGCUGCAUGACAGCACGCGUGAUAUAAUUCAUAAAACAAGCUAAAGAGGUCAUUCAGUAUCCCCCCAGCACCCGGGUCUACAUGUGCAGAAACGGCUGAAAUCAAAUCAGUGUUGAGUUUCCUGUUACUUCUAGCGUGAUGGGAGGGGCGUAAUGUGGCCAAGGGGUUAAUAUUAAUGGCACGGUUGCUGUGAAAUACUGGUAAUUUCGGCCAGAUUGACUGAUCUCUGUAGUACCUACACGGACCGACAAUGCGUCAGGACGUGACUUCUUUAUACAAUAUUCACUGAACUUCUACUUUGCUGAAAAAUAAAACCCCUGGAACAGACAAUUUGUAAAUUAGCUGAAAGAGGGUGACCCUAACCCGCAUCUUUUGAAAAUGGCCAGCCCGGCAUAUGACAUUUCAGCCUGCCAUCCCAAACUUCACAGACAUGGGUCCAUCUAUGAGCCGCUCAAGCUCUCUGUCCUUCACCAUGAGGACGAGCCCUUGUGGGAUAAACUGGACCGAUACUACAGCUCGGUCAAGUCCACCAUCCUGAACUUCCAGAGCCCCACCACCGGGCUGUUUCCUGUGAAGACCUCUUCUGACUGCAGUGAGGCCAAAGUGAGGGACUCUCUGUACUGUGCAGCCAGUGCGUGGGCCCUGGCCUUGGCUUACAGACGCAUCGACGAUGACAUGGGCCGCACCCACGAGCUGGAGCACUCGGCCAUCAAGUGCAUGCGCGGCGUCCUGUACUGCUACAUGCGCCAGUCGGACAAGGUGGAGCUGUUCAAGCAGGACCCCAGCCCGUACAAAUGCCUCCAUUCCGUAUUCAACGUGCACACGGGGGACGAGGUGAUGUCCUACGAUGACUACUGUCAUCUGCAGAUCGAUGCCGUCUCCCUCUUCCUGCUCUACCUGGUGGAGAUGAUCUGCUCCGGGCUCCAGAUCAUUUACAACACUGACGAGGUGUCUUUCAUCCAGAACCUGGUCUUCUGUGUGGAGCGGGCGUACAGGGUGCCUGACUUUGGGAUGUGGGAGAGGGGGAGCAAGUACAACAACGGCAGCACCGAGCUGCACUCCAGCUCUGUUGGCCUCGCCAAGGCUGCACUUGAAGCCAUUAAUGGAUUCAACCUGUUCGGAAAUCAGGGUUGUUCUUGGUCUGUCAUUUUUGUGGACCUGGACGCGCACAACAGAAACAGACAGACGCUGUCUUCCCUGCUCCCCAGAGAAUCACGAUCACAUAACACGGACGCCGCCCUCCUGCCCUGCAUUAGCUACCCGGCGUUCGCCGUGGACGACGACGCCCUCUACAGCCAGACCCUGGACAAGAUCGUGCGCAAGCUGCGGGGGCGGCACGGCUUCAAGCGCUUCCUGCGCGACGGCUACCGCACCGCCAACGAGGACAAGGACCGCCGCUACUACAAGCCCGCCGAAAUGAAGCUCUUCGACGGAAUUGAAUGCGAGUUUCCUAUUUUUUUCAUCUACAUGAUGAUUGAUGGUGUCUUCCGUGGAAAUUCUGCUCAAGUCAAGGAAUAUCAGGAACUGCUGGAGUCAGUCAUCUUCCAGUCGUUGGAUGGCCACGCCGUCAUCCCCAAGUACUACCACGUGCCGGCCGACUUCGUGGAGGCCGAGCAGAAGAAGCACGGCAGCCAGAAGCGUUUCCCCAGCAACUCGGGCCGAGACGGACGGCUCUUCCUCUGGGGCCAGGCCAUGUACAACAUCGCUAAACUGCUGGUCGAUGGCCUGAUCAGCCCCAAGGACCUUGACCCCAUUCGCCGAUACGUGCCCCCCGAAGAGCAGAGGAACGUCAGCAUGAGAUACUCCAAUCAGGGCCCGAUCGAGAACGACGUGGUGGUCCACGUGGCCCUGAUCGCCGAGAGCCAGAGACUGCAGGUCUUCCUCAGCACCUAUGGCAUCCAGACCCAGACCCCUCUGCAGGUGGAGCCCAUCCAGAUAUGGCCCCAGCAGGAGCUGGUGAAGGCGUACCGCUUCCUGGCAGUGAACGGGAAGCUGGGCCUCAGUGGACGGCCGGAGAGACCGGUGGGCUGCAUCGGGACCUGCAAGAUUUACCGGAUCCUGGGGAAGACGGUGGUUUGCUACCCCAUCGUCUUCGACUUGAGCGACUUCUACUUGUCCCAGGACGUGAUGCUGCUGAUCGACGACAUCAAGAAUGCCUUGCAGUUUGUGAAGCAGUGCUGGAAAAUGCCCGGACGGCCGCUCUUCCUGGUCCUCAUUAGAGAAGACAACAUAAAGGGGAGUCGUUUCAACCCAGUCCUGGACAUGCUGGCGUCCUUCAAGAAGGGGAACGUGGGCGGAGUUAAAGUUCACGUGGACAGGCUGCAGACGCUGAUAUCCGGAGCUGUGGUGGAGCAGUUGGACUUCCUGCGCAUUAACGAAGGGGACGAAAUUCCAGAGUUCAGGAGCUUCGAGGAGCUGGAGCUCCCGAAACACUCCAAGGUGAAGCGACAGACGAGCACGCCCAACGCCUCGGACCUGGAGCAGCAGCCCGAGAUCGACGUGGACGAGUGGACGAGAAAGUCCACCCAGGAGAUCAUGCAGAAGUUCAAUGACUGUCAGUGUCUGGCCAGCCAGGCCCAGCUCGUCAGGAUCCUUCUGAAGAAAGAGGGCCCUGAUUUCCUCUCCAGAGACGCAAGCCUCAUGGCGGAACUGGAGAGGAUCUACAGACAGGCGGGAAGCCGCAAGCUCUGGUCCGUGGUCCGCCUGGCAGCCAGCCUGUUAACCAAGGUGGUGGACAGCCUGGCCCCAUCAAUCACCAGCGUUCUGGUGCAUGGCAAGCAGGUGACGCUGGGCAUUUUCGGGCAGGAGGAGGAGGUGAUCUCCAACCCGCUGUCGCCCGGGGUGAUCAAGGGCAUCAUCUACAGCAAGUGUAGCCCCCACGGGGAGAGAGAGGCCGUCCUGCAGCAGGAGCUGGUCAUCCACAUCGGCUGGAUCAUCUCCAACAGUCCCCAGCUCUUCAGCGGCAUGCUCAAAAUCAGGAUUGGGUGGAUCGUCCAGGCCAUGAAGCACGAGCUGGAGAUUCGGGCGGGGGACCUGCCGCCUCAGGACCUGUACCAGCUGUCCCCCAGUGACGUCAAGCAGCUGCUGCUGGACGUGCUGCAGCCGCAGCAGACGGGCAGGUCCUGGCUGAACAGACGGCAAAUUGACGGCUCUCUGAACCGUACCCCCCUGGGAUUCUACGACCGCGUUUGGCAGAUUUUGGAGAGGACACGCAAUGGCAUCAAGGUGGCUGGCGUCCACCUCCCUCAGCAGCCCACACUGUCGGACAUGACCAUGUACGAGAUGAACUUCUCGCUGCUGGUGGAGGACAUGCUGAAGAACAUCGUUCUGCCCGAGUACAGGCAGAUUAUUGUGGAGCUGCUGAUGGUGGUGUCCAUCGUCCUGGAGAGGAACCCGGAGCUGGAGUUCCAGGAGACAGUGGACUUGGACCGGCUGGUGAAGGACGCCUUCAACGACUUCCAGAGCGACAGGAGCAGGCUGGAGGGGGUGGAGAAGCAGGACGAGAUGGAGGCUUUCUACGACACCCCUCCCCUGGGACAGCGAGGGACUUCCAGUUACCUGACCAAGGCCGUGAUGAUUGUGCUGCUGCAAGGAGAUGUGAAGCCAUGCAAGGAUGACCCCUGCUCUGUCAGCUAGACCCCCUCUCCCUGUGACCUCCACCCCCCACAGGAAGGGCCUAUCCCUGCUCCAUCAGCUAAACCACACUGUAACCUUCACCCCCCUCCAACCGCAGACACACAGGACAGGAUGGCCCCUGCAUAAUCAGCUACACCCCACUGUGACCCUCACCCCCCCCACAGGAUGGGAUGACCCCUGCUCCAUUAGCUAGACCCCCCUGUGACCUCCACCCCCCCCCCCCCACAGGUUGGGAUAACCCCUCCUCCAUUAGCUAGACCCCCCUGUGAACUCCCCCCCCCCCCCCCCCCAACCCCUCCUCUUUUAGCUAAACCACCUGUUAACUCCAUCCUCCCACAGGACAGGAUGAUCCCAGUUCCAUCAGCUAAACCACACUCUGACCUCCACCCCUCACCAGGAUGGGGUGAUCUCUGCUUGAUCUGCUAGACCCCCUAUGACCUCCACCCCUCUCACAGGAUAGGGUGAAAUCCUGCUCCAUUAGCUGCACUCCAUUGGUGAACCAACACCCCUAUCUCUGUGACCUCCUUUUCACCACCUUAACUCCAUCUGCAGGAUAAAACUGAUGGUCUGAUUCAACAGCUUAGCUCCAGACUGACUCCACCUUAGUCAGAGUGUGACCUCAUCACUGACACCCUGACCAAAUGUAGAAACAACAUAACCUCCAUGUACACUGUUCCUUAUACUGAGCCAUCCGUAAGGUAUUAAAGGACAGCUGUAUGAAGAAAAGAAGCUCUUUAUCGGUACUUUGGACUAACUAAGUUCCCUUAGCUGUUUGAAGAACAAAAUUUCCAUUGUGUAAUAAUAAUAAUCAUAAUAAUAAUAAUAACUAAUGUAUUCACUUGAUAUAUAUUCUUCAUAAUGACCUGUCACAAUGUUGUUUUAGUUGAUGCACUUCCAUAUAUGUCUGACCUGAAUCUAACUUGAAUGUUCUGUCUAGCAAGCAAAUAUUGCAGUGAAGAGGCCUAUAUUCUGAAGAGUAAACAAUCUGUUACAAUCUGAA